Messenger RNA from Aspergillus thermomutatus, 1068 nucleotides. RefSeq names its product putative NAD binding Rossmann fold oxidoreductase. Gene Ontology annotation, molecular function: oxidoreductase activity; nucleotide binding. The transcript has 2 exons. The coding region runs from base 1 to 1068 and encodes 355 amino acids. Gene Ontology annotation, cellular component: cytoplasm. The record is from RefSeq and is a predicted model, not a curated record. NCBI's taxonomy places the organism in Eukaryota, Fungi, Ascomycota, Eurotiomycetes, Eurotiales, Aspergillaceae. Gene Ontology annotation, biological process: NADPH regeneration.
AUGUCCGCCCAAAAGUUGAAGAUUGGCUGCGCAGGUCUCGGUCGCAUGGGCAAGCGCCAUGCCCUGAACUUUCUGGAGCGCACUCCGCGAGCAGAAUUGGUUGCUGCCAGCUCCCCGGACGAUGCAGAGCUAGAGUGGGCAAAGGUUCACCUUGCCCCUUACGGAGUGAAGCUCUACAAGAACUAUGACGACAUGCUCAAGCACGAAGGCCUAGAAGCUGUCGUUGUGGCCUCUGCCACUGCUGUGCAUGCGGAACAGGCAAUCAAAGCCAUUGAUGCCAACAAGCAUGUCCUCUGCGAGAAGCCCCUGUCCACAAGUGUCGAGAUUUCGCAAACCGUCCUCGACGCAGCCGCCCGAAAGCCUGAACUCAAGGUUAUGUGCGGGUUCUCCCGGCGAUUCGACGCUUCAUACCGCGACGCACACAAGAAGAUGACCCAGGGCUCCAUCGGCUCGCCGUCCGUGAUGCGCAGCCAGACCUGCGACAAGCUCGACCCAACCGGCUUCUUCGUUGCCUACGCAGAGUUCUCCGGGGGCAUCUUCGUCGACUGCUCGAUCCACGAUAUCGAUCUGGCGCUAUGGUUCUUCGGUCAGGACAGCAAGGUCAAGUCCGUCUCAGCCGUGGGCAUCACGGCGGUCGAGCCGGACCUCCGCAAACACAACGACCGCGAUAACGCGGUGGGUCUGGUCGAGUUCUACAAUGGCAAAAUCGCAUACUUCUACGCCUCGCGCAUGAUGGCUGCGGGCCAGGAAGAUACCACCGAGAUCAUCGGCACCCAGGGCAAGCUCACCGUCAACGCCCAGCCAGCCAUGAACCUGGUCAACAUCUUCGACAACACCGGCGUGCGUCGAGAGAUCCCCCAGCACUACUACGACCGCUUCGAGUACGCAUUCGUCACAGAGGCUAAUGAGUUCACGGCCUCGUGCCUCGACAACAAAGACGUCCCUCUGAAGCUCGAGGGUGCUGUCCAGGCUGUCCGGAUAGGAAGUGCUCUCCAAGAAUCUCUGAUUACCGGUCAGAAGAUCUUCUUUGAUGAGGCGGGCAAUCGUGUCGAUAAGCCGAGGCUUUGA